CGACGAAGCCACGGUUUUCAGCCUCUUUUCGAUGUCCCCGUUGCCCCAAAACAGACCAAAAAAAUGUCCUUACAUGAAUGCCGAAUAGCAUGAUGGGAUGGUCCGGCAUCCUCGAGCCGCCGGGUACUAUGAUGGGAUGGUCCGGCAUCCUCGAGCCGCCGGAUACUAUGAUGGGAUGGUCCGGCAUCCUCGAGCCGCUGGAUACUAUGAUGGGAUGGUCCGGCAUCCUCGAGCCGUCGGAUACUAUGAUGGGAUGGUCUGGCGUCCCCGGGCCGCCGGAUGAUGCGACCACAUGGUCCGGCUUUGAGGAGUCCGCGGGUGAUGCAAUACGACGAUCCGGCGUCCGUGAGCCGCCGGAUGAUACGAUGGGAUGGCCCGGCGUCCACGAGGCGCCGGGCCAUGUGCUCGCAUGGUCCAUUCUAAAAGGGGACGCUACGCCGAUGAAUGUCGACCGCAAUGCGUCGCACGACAACACAUUAUCGAUUGCGACUUCAUCAGCAGGCGACAGUUCAAAUACACCGGCCCUGGAUCUCAUAAUAUUCGAUAAAAAUAUAUGGGAAAAUGAUAUCGUCAGCAUCGACUCUCGCUAUUUGCACUUUGUCGAAAAUGUCGCACCUGACGGUGAAAUUCUCAUGUCUUGGGUCAUGGGAGGCAACGGCAUCGAGCUUGAUCGUGACGACGACAAAGACUUCUGGUACUUGUACUCAUUGGAGAAAGAAGUCGAUCUAGAGCCCGACGGCGAGGACGGUAUUGAAGACCCUGUUGCACCAACGGAGAUGAUUGACGCGUGGAAAACAUUGUGUAUCAAGCAGCAAUGGUCACAGCAGGACAGGAAACACGCCAAACAAUGUGCUUGGUUUUGCAUCGGAAAAGCGCACCUGCAGUUCCCGAUCUUUGUAGAUUUUAAUGGUCGAAUCCGGGUGUUGAAUCGUAACACCACCGUUGUGACACUUUUCACAGCGGCCAAGGUGAACGAUAAAAAAAUCAACGCGUUGUUCCUUGCUAGAGAGGAGUUUUACAAUGGCACACUUACGUAUCAGGAAGCGUUCAACAGCCCUACACUUGCCGGAUCACUUGGGCGCUUCAAAACUCGAAUAUCCCAUGAUCAUGCUCUAAGGAAAGAGAUCGAAAUGAGGAUAGAAUGCUUAGUGCACAUUCAGGUUCAUUAUCUGUUUGAUAAUUAUGACGAGAUAUGGUGGAACGUCGAACAUCGGGAUGACACGUUAGACGUUAUUCUCGAUAGAAAAAAGUACACACGUGGCGGGAAGAAAGCAGUGACCUUUUCUACGGGUUGGAGCAGAGACGUAUACGACUGUCCGUACUGUGGCAAAUGACACAUUCAUCUCUAGAACUGUCCGUACUGUGGCAAUGGAUAUUCACCACGCACAAAGAAUUAUAAUAGAAGACCACACGGCACGACGUCCUCUAGUUGGCAUGGUUUUGAGGUGCGUUUAGGCUACUACCAAUGCCCUCUAGUGGCAUUGGUUUCUUGUUGGGGUGGUUUUCAUAUGGUUUCGGGUUACUAGUACGCGUGGGUUUCUAGAGGGCAUUGGUUUCUAGUUGGCAUGGUAUUCAGUAAGGUUUCUAGUUGCCACAAUUGUGGUUGAACAAUAUACCCAGUGACUAAGUGUCAAGACCUCAACAAAGGAACAUAUAUCAUACUCCACGUGUAAUGGAGUAAAGUCAGCCUGCAGUU
Chara braunii is the source of this 1696-nucleotide messenger RNA. Lineage: Eukaryota; Viridiplantae; Streptophyta; Charophyceae; Charales; Characeae. The record is from the annotation of a GenBank genome assembly.